UGAAUAACACCAUUCCGCAAUGGCUCGAUCUGUGGAUAAGCAAAGGCGAGUUCGAUCCAUUGUCUUACGCAUAUCCCGGAGAGAAGUCAUCCUCGCUGCUUGUCGAAAAACGCCUACGAUUUAAUGAAAUCCAAUUCGACAUUGUGUACACAUGGGUAAACGGAAGUGAUGAAAGGCACCAAGAAUUACGCAAAAUUUAUUAUAAUGGAGAUGGUCAUAAGGCCGCGAAUUCGGAAAAUCGUUAUCGUGAUUAUGACGAAUUGCGGUAUUCGGUGAGAUCGGUGGAAAUGUUUUUGGGACGUUUCGUGAAUAAGAUAUUUAUCAUUGCAACAGAUUUUGAUAAGGAGGAAGUUACGAAGAAAGGCCGAACGCAGCUUUCCGAAAUAAUGCAAGUUCCAAGGUGGUUGAAUACGACAUGGAAGGAUUGCGUCACGGGAGAACCACGUGUUCAGAUGGUAAAGCAUAGUGAAAUAUUUACCGAUCGCUCGUUAUUACCUACCUUCAACUCGUUGGCCAUAGAAAGUCAGAUGAUGAACAUUCGGAAUUUGUCGGAUCAGGUACUUUAUCUAAACGACGAUCAAUUCUUUGGCAAAGCUCUCUCGCCCAUCGAUUUCUGGACUCCGUUAUACGGUCAGGUGUUCCACCUCGAGCACCACCUCACCAUCCCACCAAAUCAUUAUGGAUCAGCGGAGGACGUGGGUGAGUGGUAUUCUCUGUAUUAUACAAAUCGAUUGUUAAGUAAAAGGUUUGGCUCCCGAUUUCGUCCCUACGUCUCCCACUCCGUGCACUCCCUCUCCACCAGCAUCUUGCGUUCCAUGGUUGCCGAAUUUCCCGAGGAAUUCAAAUUCACCUCCUCUCAUCGAUUUCGAAAUAGCGCUCUUGACCUGCACACCACUUUCUUUUUCACGCACUAUGUAAUGGAGAAACACCGUGAGGCUUUACUCCGUAGCUUCCUAAUCUAUAAAAUGGAUGUUAAUCACAACAUGAAUUAUGAACUUUCCGAAAGAAAGGCGAUAUUGAAAGAAUUAGGUGAUGGAAAUGUUUUAAGCACCCCCCGGAAGACCUUAGAGGACUACCAGACCAUCUUAAGAAGAGCGGAGAUAUACGAAACCAAGGAAACGAACUACAAAUGGUCGAGCAUGGACGGAAGUUGUAGAUUAGAUUUGGAGUAUUGCUUCGGAAAUGAGUUUAUGAGUGAUGAUGAGAAUAUUUUGGUGGAUGUAAAUAGUGUAUUCAAGGAAGUAACAGUGAAAAAAAUUGAGUGCGGUGACUGUAUAAUACAACAUUUGGUAUCCAAAAGUGAGGAAAGAGGACUGAAGGCACUCUUGCCUUCUGAGGAAUUAGAGGGAAAGGAGAAUACAGGGGAUGAGGGUGAUUCUAUAUAUGAACCCAUGAUCCCAAAUUCAAAUGUCCCAAUGUCCUACCGCACCCUUGCCAUAACAGAAAUCUCUCGCUACUCCUAUGUAAUAGGUGGGAGUUCAUUUCAAUUCAUCUAUUUGGAUCACCCUAUGAAAACGUGGGAUAAUCUAAAACACAUUUCUGAAGAAAGACCUUCAAUAUUUUGUCUAAACGACGAGGUGGGCUCCGAUGUCCAAGAAUUAAACCGAAUCAAAGAAUAUGUAAGACAAUUUAUGCGAGAGUAUUUUUAUAAUGUAAGCAUGUAUGAAAUUUCAAGCGAUGACGGUAGUGAUGGAAUUUGGGGAUGGUUUAAGAGACUUCUUUUCCUAUGA
This is a messenger RNA of Acaulospora colombiana, 1730 nucleotides long. The record is from the annotation of a GenBank genome assembly. NCBI's taxonomy places the organism in Eukaryota, Fungi, Glomeromycota, Glomeromycetes, Diversisporales, Acaulosporaceae.